Topomyia yanbarensis is the source of this 4491-nucleotide messenger RNA. RefSeq names its product negative elongation factor A (gene Nelf-A). The coding region runs from base 43 to 3537 and encodes 1164 amino acids. Lineage: Eukaryota; Metazoa; Arthropoda; Insecta; Diptera; Culicidae. Gene Ontology annotation, biological process: negative regulation of transcription elongation by RNA polymerase II. The transcript is spliced from 5 exons. Gene Ontology annotation, cellular component: NELF complex. The record is from RefSeq and is a predicted model, not a curated record.
GUACUCUUUUCUUCGCCGUCGUCGUCACAGUUUUUAUUCAAGAUGGCGAACGUGCGGGAUAGCGACAUUUCCCUGUGGCUACACAAUAAGCUUGGUACCUCAAACGACUCGUGGAUUAGCGGUUCUAUCAUAUCACAGCUGAACAAGGAAGUCCUACGGAACAUCAAGGAGUGUUUUCCGGACCUGCAGACACAGGUGAAGCUGAAGCUGCUGCUUAGUUUCUUCCAUAUUCCGCGGAGGAUUGUCGAAGAGUGGAAAACUGAACUUGAAGAGGUGAUCGAAGUGGCCGGUCUCGAUUCAGAACUAUGGGUUUCUAUGGUGGCGGAAACGAUCAAAACCUUACCAACAACCGGUUCGCUGAACACAGAAAUCACCGAUUACGAGGAAACGCGUCCUAUAUUUACCGAUAUGGUAAACGAAUUGCGGCGAUUAGUGGUAAAAAAUGCCGAUCUCGGAUUACUGCCACUCGAGUGUCAGUAUCUCAAUAAAUCUGCACUGGUUUCUGUGGUAGGACAGCAGUCGACCCCGGUUAAGCAUUUUACACUGAAGCGGAAACCAAAGAGCGCAAACCUGCGGGCGGAGCUUUUGCAAAAGUCGUCCGACGCGCAGAGUUGUUUGAAGAAGAUUUCUGCUCCAACAGUGCCUUUGAGAUCUCGAGGAAUUCCACGAAAAAUGACUGACACAACCCCGUUAAAGGGAAUCCCGUCUCGGGUUCCAACCGGCGGCUUUCGGUCACCACCUUCAUCACAAGGACAAAAUAGACCAAGCCUCAGUCGGACGCCAGCCGGCCGAAAAGAAGGUGGCGUAAAAUUGUUGGAAAUUGGAGAACAACCAUUAGGUUAUGCUGCCGCCAAGAAGCGAAAGCGUGAACAAGAACGAGAAGAACAGCAGAAGAAAGCUGCAGAGCAAGCGACUGUACAGGCCACUCAGGAUGUAAAACCAGUCAUUGUAUCUCCUACGACACCAACUGUUACCACUACUACUCCUGAUUAUGCCGCUGGACUAACGGCCACAACGGUUUACAGUCAACCUGCAACACCGAUGCCAGCGACAACAGGCAAAGAAUCCAUAGUUUCUACCGCUAUUCCACCAGCGAUUCAAAUUCAACAUCCUCCUUUGGAUAUAAAACAGGAGAUCAAACAAGAAAUCAAGCAAGAACCUGUGUUGAGCAGUACGCUACAAUCCAUUCCUAUCGUGUCAUCUACUCCCAUGUUGCAAACGACAGUGCCUCCGGUGCCACCUUUGGCGUACACAACACCCCAAGCGCAAAAAAUUACCAUCAAAUCGGAACCGAAUGUUUCUGCGCCAAUAUCGAUUUCGAAUCCCCCGUCGUUAAUUCGAACAGUCACGCUCCCCACGACCACCCAAAUCAAGACGCAAACUCAGCAGCUUCCGACCGUUCCGAGUACGGUACAAAUGAUACAACAAAGCACGACCGGUGGUUCGUUGAUUGGGGCGAAGAGCACCAUUGGCGGUCCACCUAAAAUAGAGAUCAUCUCGUCGAAGACCAUUCAACCCGGAACGAUUCAGGCAUCGAUUCCGAAGUCGACAACGAUAAUUAAUCAAGGUGGCAACAUUUUGUUUACCACAAAGCAGGUACAGCCUAACGUAACCGCUGCAAACGCGGGUACGACCAUAAUCCAACAGAAACCGGCGCUGCAGUCUUACGUGCUUAACACCUCACCGCCCGGGAAGCAAAUCAACAUCCAAAGAAUUAUUACGAAUGCAAAUGCAAACGUUACGCCUACGCUUACAACCACCAUUUCACGUGCUCAACAUCAACAGCAGCUGCUCCAGGCUCAACAACAGCAAAAUCAACAACCAACAACACCUACUCGAAUCGUUCAAAUCAAGACCGCUCCCACAGUUUCCCUCAACAACAACCAGAUGCUACAAAACAUCCCUCCACUAAUCUCCACCCAACAUCCUGGAUCUGGCAAUCAGCCAACCAUUCUCAAUAUUCAAUCAAUACAGCAGCAGCAACAACAGCAACAGCAGCAACAACAACAACAGCAACUUCAAAUUCAGCAGCAGCCAACAACCCCUCAGAAAAGAACUAUAACCAUUACAGCGCAGAACCCACAAAGUAACAACAUGAUUGCCACGUCCGUUGCUCAGAUUCUGCAGCAACAGCAAUUCCAACAUCAGCAGCAGCAACAACAGACCGUUCAAACCACUUCGAUCAUGACAGGCAGUACGCAGCAACCGAAAUACGCCCAGGUGGUCAUGUCUCCAAAUGUGAAAGGCAAAACAAUUUACCUAACCAAUUCAUCCAACAUCCCCAAUGUGCUGAAUCAAAAAGGAGUUAUUUUACGAACGGUAGAUCCUUCUGGAAACACCGUUUAUCAGCAAAUUCCACUGCAAAACGUGUCAGGUCUAGGUGGUGCCACAAUUCUCACCAGUGGUGGUCCUCCUGGGUUGGUGAAGUCGGAACCAGACACAAAAGCGCAGCUUAGUCAAAUUCCAGCCUUGGUCCCUACCAGUUCCUUGCAUCAAAAUAUCCCAGCCUUGACACCGGUAGUGAUUCAGCCAUCCCAACAGCAACAACAGCAGCAAGCAACCACUAUUCCAGCACUUAUCACCAACAUUUCCCAGCAAGCUCAACAGCAGCAUCACCUCCAACAACAGCAGCAGCAAAUUAAGACUUCCCCCCAGACGAUGACCAUCAUCCGACCGGUCGGUAGCAAUAAUGUUCAAACGACGAUGCUGCCCCAGGGUUUGACACUAAUUCAACGACCUGGUCAGCAACCGCAACUAGUUCAAACAAUUCAAGCCAAUCAAGGUCAAACGCAGAUGGCCAUUGGACAACAGCAGCAGCAGCAGCAACAACAACAACAACCGCAAACUAGAACUAUCAUCACCCAGAUUCCGCAACAGCAAAUACAGCAACAACAACAGCACCUUCAGACACAACAGCAGCAGCAUACGAUACAGUUUCAGGCAGCGGGAGCACCGCGAGCAGGAGGAACCACUAUUCAGUUGGUGCAGCAACCGCAGCAAGAUCGAAUUGGCCAGCAGCAGCAACCACAGCAGUUACAGAUCCAGCGGACGCAAAUCGGCCAACAACAGCAACAGGGCACCACGGUCACCAUUCAGCAGCAAAACGCGGUGGCAAUGGGUCAACAGCAAACACAACAGCAAGGUGCUCGGAAAGGACUUUCUCUUUCGAACAAGCAUGUUAUGGAAGCGCACGACAUGUUCAAACGGGCCAACCGUGUGACUCGCUUGGAAAAAGCGCUCAUCCUCGGUUUUAUGGCCGGCUACCGGGACAAUCCGCGGCCUAAUCCGGAAAAUGUUGUCACCAUUAAGCUGAACGAGAGCCAGGAGAAAGUCCUCCAGGCAGACGACACGCAGGCAUUGAUGUUGGUGGAAUCGCUGAUCACGCUCGAUUACAAUACGGGCGAAUGGAAAACGUUCCGGAAGUAUCGGGAGCUUGAUCCCUCCCAGCAGCACGAAAUGAGCCCCGGUACGACUGGUGGGGCGCAAGGCGCCGGUGGCCCUACGACAGCCCAGCAGCAGAAUUCAGUGGUUAUUUAAUAUUUAGCAUAGCGUAAAAAGCGUGAUAGUAAGAAGGUAGACGGUUAAGCGAUAAAGGGUGUGCGUGAGUUUGACGGAUGUGUGGACGUGUUUGAGAGCGAACGGGAGAACAAUUUCUCUAGUAUUUAUGCGUACAUAGUUUACAUGAUUUUCUACUAAGAAUAAUCCUCUGUUGUUGUACUAUAUCAAUGGCAUAUAGGCGAAAUAUGUGCAAAAUCUAUAUAUUCAUCUCAUGAAAUAAAACCUAUCCUGUCAAGGACAUUAAGUACUGUGCUUAUAGAGUAUAUGGCUGAAAAAAAAAUACAAUUGAAGGAAAACAAUUGAAUUGGACACGAAAUUAGUUGGAGUACAACUUGAGCAACGGUCAAAAGUUAUUGCGUUGCAAUUAGUAUCUGUAUUUUUUACAAAUUUUGACAAACAUGUUGUUAAGCAAGGUUUUUGCAUUCUUGGGCCAUUAACCGAACAUUGUUUAGAAAAUUUACGUUAGAACAGGUACAAAACAUACGCUAUUGAAAGUCUGCGUACGUUCGUUUUAUGGCCCCCGAAAGCUAGCAACCUCCUUUAAGUAGUACACAGUACUUUUGUAGCAUACAAGUAAUAGUAUCGUUUAGGUUUCGCUUUCUUUCUAGUUUCAGGCUAAACGAUAAGCUGCAUUAUGCAAUGUUUGACCCACGGUCGGUCAUAGAAUAGACUAGCCGUUUUCGGUAGGGUUAUGUUCAGUGUGCCUGGACAUAGCAAAUGAAGCUUCUGAAUCUGUAGGCUACGGAACGGAAACAAACCGCGUUCUUAGAUGUAGAUUCGCAACACAAUAGUUUUUAUGUUAGUAAAAUAUUGAAUAAUUAUGUAAUUAUUACUACGCUAAGAAAAUAAUGAAAUAUUAUUUUAUCAUGCCUAGGUUGAAAUACCAUAAAUGUGUAUAUUCCAAUAGCUGCAUAUACAGAGCAUGAACAUGUA